Zingiber officinale is the source of this 2043-nucleotide messenger RNA. RefSeq lists its product as uncharacterized. NCBI's taxonomy places the organism in Eukaryota, Viridiplantae, Streptophyta, Magnoliopsida, Zingiberales, Zingiberaceae. The transcript is spliced from 14 exons. Gene Ontology annotation, molecular function: acyltransferase activity, transferring groups other than amino-acyl groups. The record is from RefSeq and is a predicted model, not a curated record. Bases 71 to 1816 code for a protein of 581 amino acids.
CCGGUUGAUACUAAAUAAGUGCGUUUGGGGAGGUUACGAAUAAGCUUUCCAACUCCACCGAACUGCAGCCAUGGCGGGAGUAGGGAGCUCUUCGCUUCCCCCAGUUUUCAUCGGAAAUUGUAAAGUUGCGAUCGAAGGAAGCGGCAUCUCUUGUGAGUCGAGCGAGACAGGCCUUGUCAUCUCCGUGUCUAAUAAUGCAAAAAUCAACAUUACAGUUGAUGAAUCAAAGGUAUACUCGAGAAGGAAAUCCUUCAGUUAUCAAAAACCAGAUAUCAAAUAUCAAAUUGAUGCUGAGAUGGGAUUCCCUACAAAAGAGCAUUCUUUCUUGCUGUUGAAUCCUAAAGAUGUGGAUAGCCAAAAUAAAACUUUUCUCCAGGAAGUUCUAAAGCUUUACACAGAAGAACUUCCUUCCAUGAAUUAUGCUGCAAACACUGGGAAAAAAUCUCACUUUCUUGAGAAAUGUAUAUUGAGUGGAAAAUAUCAAACCUUGAUUCUAAGAGCAGAGAAUGCCAUUGGGCCUGGAGAGGUUGUAGCUGCAGCUUCGUAUCAAAUAAUUCCCAGUGACACUCAAUAUGCUGAAAUACCUCUUGCUGCUGUCAGUUCAAAGAACCAAAACAUGGGUAUUGGUAGAGCCUUGUUUAAGGAAUUGAAAGAAAGACUUCAAAACGUGGGUAUUCUACAAUUAUUUUGCUGGGCAGAUAAGACAUCAGAAGGUUUUUGGCUGAAGCAGGGUUUCAUACCAGUGGGAGAGGUGGACGGGAAAGGCAAAGCUGGUAGACUACCAGUCAAAGCUAAUAUUAGGAAGGCAUUAUCUUUUCCUGGUGGUUCGAUGUUGAUGGUUGCUCAACUUAAGAAGGUUACAACAUCUAAGAUCAGUUUACCACAUAGUAUAGGAUGCAAGAGUGGUGAAAUUGAAUUAACAGAUGCUGAUGAUAAAGAUGAUACUUCUGAGCAGAGACUAAAACGACCACUAUGGGAGGCUUCACUUUCUUCACUUAAGUUGAAGAGAAUCAGGGGGGCACAUCUUAUCAGUUGUCCUGUGAAGUCGAAUCAGGAUUUUCCUUGUGGCAAUUGCUUUGCUGGUUCUUCCGGAUGCAAUGAUAUGGCAGUGGUUCUGCCAGAUCAUUCUAGUAGCGCUAGUUAUUUGGUAACUGAUGAUGCAGGGAAGCUUUCAAGUGAUACUUGUGAAAAGAUGGUGGUAAAGCAAAGUUGCCCCAGGGUAAUUUUCAUGGACAUUGCUAAUGAUGCCAAAAAGAACCUGCUUACAAAGAUUGUCGAGGAACUUGGGGGCUCUGUCACCUGUGAUGGAAGUGACAGCACACAUAUUAUAACUGGAAAAGCAAGGAGGACAUUGAACUUUUCUAUAGCUUUGUGUUCUGGAGCAUGGAUAGUUUCCCCAAACUGGUUGAAGUCAAGCUUCAAAGAAGGCAGGUUUGCUGAGGAGUCACAAUUCAUUCUAGAAGACGAAGAUUAUUUGUUGAAGUACAAGACUAAGCUGAGAGAUGCUGUCGAAAGAGCAAGGAGAAAUCCUCACUCCCUGCUUAGAGGAUACGAUGUCUGCCUAGCUAAGCAUAUCCAGCCCUCUGCUGCCACCCUCUCAGCCAUCAUUCAGUCAGCUGGUGGCCAUGUGAUAAAAAGCUUAAGCAGCAUUUUGGAGCCUUCAAAGACGAUCUUCUUGGCGUGCGAGGAGGACAUGUCUGAGGCCAUGGCAGCUGCGAAGAAAAGCAUUUGGACAUUCAACAGUGAGUGGUUCAUGAACUGUGUCAUGAAGCAGGAGCUCGAUCUGGAGGCACCUCAGUUCGCCGAGUCCCUUUAAGGCUUUGAAGGAAAAGCACCAGCAAGGGAGAUGAGGUAUCGACAUGUGUUCAUUAAGGCUUUUAUUUAUAGAACGAUAAAUAUAUAUUAUUAGAAGCGUACAUAAAUAUAUAAUGGCAAUUAAGAUCCUCUCAUGUCAUGUCUGAGAGAAGGAAUUGAUGAUAUAAUGUACAUGUGUUCACUCAAUUAUCACUCUAUGUAUCGUGCUUCGGUCGCCUAUUUAUCUCC